Staurois parvus is the source of this 357-nucleotide messenger RNA. The record is from the annotation of a GenBank genome assembly. Lineage: Eukaryota; Metazoa; Chordata; Amphibia; Anura; Ranidae.
UCGGGUCACCAGGUAUGACAGCGGGCACUGGGUCAUCAGGCGUGAUAGGAUCAUCAGGCUGGAUCAGUUCAUCAGGCUGGGUACAGACAUGAGGCACAGGCUGAACCACGGAAGGGCAGGUUCUCAGACGGCAGGCUCACUGGUUUGGAUACUGGCAGGAUGGUACUGGUUGGAAAGAAUUUUCGCUUUUUCUGGUUUUAACUACUGGAGCACUGCAAGUAAACGCAGGUCUGCAAACGAUGGAGCAGCUGAGGACAGAGAAGAGCUGGAAGAUGGAAAACAGAGGAGGGAACAGUUGCUACAGAGGACUUCUUUACAGGGUUAAAGAAAGGAUAGGUGCAGCGAGUGGGGAGCAGA